AAGAAUUUGUUGAUUUCAUCUUUGGCAUUUUCACUCUCCCGGUGGGAACUGUGACUAGGCUCUUACAAAAGAAAAACAUGGCAGGCUGCUUGCGUAGCCUGUACAAUAGCAUAGAGAAUCUGAGUGAUAUUUACAUUCAGCCAGAUCAAGACAAAGGCUUUUUGCUAGACCCAAAAGUAGCAAACAUUUCUGGUGCUAAAGUCCCUCUCCUCUUGCCAAGCGUUGAGCACAAUGAGCAGUCAAAUACAACCAAGAAAUUUUAUAGGUGUGGAAGCGGCGGAAGUCAUACCAGCUAUGUGGCUAUUGACCGGAGAGCAAUAUGUCCUUUGUGCAAGAAUUCAAUGACCACUGAGGUAAGUUACGUAGACCCACCAAGCGAUAUCAAGGCAUCCUCUUCUAGUGAGGGAGGUUACGUGAAGGGGGUGAUUACUUACAUGGUGAUGGAUGAUCUUGACGUCAAGCCCAUGUCCGCCAUCUCUUCUAUCUCUCUGCUUUCCAAGUUUAAUGUCACGGACCUUGGAGCUGUUGAGGAGAAAGUGGUCGAUUUUGGCAUGGAUGAGGUUCUAAGUUUGCUGGAGGCUUCUUUGCGAUCUAAGACUGUUUUGACCGACAUCUUCCUUCCAAACCAUAUUACAAAAUUGAACACGUUUCCAAUACCGAUAGCAGCUCCUGCUGAAGCAAUUGUAGCAGCUCCGGCACCCAUUGAUUUUGCACCCGACAAUGAGAUAGAAGUAAUUCAGGAUGUGGCGGGCGCAUAAAGAGCCAAAUGAAAGCAGUACUGUUGCUUCUGAUUAG
This is a messenger RNA of Corylus avellana, 795 nucleotides long. RefSeq lists its product as uncharacterized. Lineage: Eukaryota; Viridiplantae; Streptophyta; Magnoliopsida; Fagales; Betulaceae. The record is from RefSeq and is a predicted model, not a curated record.